AUGCAACGAUCUCAACGAAUAAUAAAUGCACCGAACAAAUUCUCACCUUCUCAACCGCAUUUGUAUAGCCAGGAGAAUUAUUUACUUCGUUUCGAAGAUAACAAUGAAUUGCUCAUCGUGAAACGUUCAAGUAUCAAUUCGAUCGUUGAUGAUAGAGCGAUUCUUGGAACUCGUGCGAAACGUCGAUACGCAGUGAUCGAAGCCAAAGGUUCAUACAGUCAAUGUAACGAUAUGUAUGAACAAAUGCAGUCAAUGGAGAAGACAACUAUCGAUGAUGGCAGAGAUGAGAUUGAUGAUCGUCAAAGCGAUGUGCAAAGCGAUGAUGACUUGAAUGACAGUGAUGCUCGGAACGAUAUGCCAAGUACAUUGCUUCUAUUUUUUUCAUCAACUAGUGAUAAUACUUGUUUUUUAUUUCUUUUCCUCAGAGCAAUCACUAUCAACAGUGAGAAAAAGGAAGUUGUCCGCAUCUGUUGUACAACAAAAAGGACGUUAUAUGAUACCUACCCAGGACGAACGUUCCGGCCUCCGGAUCCAACCGGAUCCACCAGGAAAGCACCCCUUUUCCGGCUCAUUCCGGCCAGUUCUGACCAUAUCCAACAGAUUCCCGACGGAAAACCACCGCCCAAUAAAACCGCCCAAUCCCGCCAUAAACCUACGGAAACCAAAGAAAAUGCCAAUCUGCCAAAAUUUGCCCGAAUCUUUCCGAAAAAAACCACACUAUUCCGGCAACAGUACACGUAUACGACAGUUUCCGAAAGCCGAACUCCGCCAAUAACCAACCGGAACCCAUGUAAACCCAGGAAACGUAAACCACCGGGAGAACCCAUAAACCCCCAAUUCCCAUCAUUUCCAUCGUUCUUUCACCACCAAUACCCAAUUCCUGCCAUUAAAAUCACAUACAAAACACCAUACUACGCCACGGUCUUACCCAACAACUCAUCCCAAACACCAAAGGCGACACAGAACUCCACCCACAAGCCACUUAUGAAUGCAACAACCAAACUUCGCGAUUACAAUCCGCGUUACAGCCUACAACAAAACCAAAAUAAUCAAAAUCCAAAAGCUAUCUUAUAG
Molecule: messenger RNA, 1074 nt
Organism: Adineta ricciae
Lineage: Eukaryota; Metazoa; Rotifera; Eurotatoria; Adinetida; Adinetidae
Source: the annotation of a GenBank genome assembly